Molecule: messenger RNA, 3143 nt
Organism: Ricinus communis (castor bean)
Lineage: Eukaryota; Viridiplantae; Streptophyta; Magnoliopsida; Malpighiales; Euphorbiaceae
Product: trihelix transcription factor DF1
Exons: 2
Coding region: 719-2551 (610 amino acids)
Source: RefSeq, a predicted model, not a curated record
GCCUUCUUAUUGGCCCACUACACCUCUACCAUUCAGAUUUGUUAUUCCACUGAAAUCUUACUCUCUUUUUCUUUAUUUUUAUCCAUUUAAUUUUCUUCUGCGUCUUCCAUUCAAAUGAAAAUGAAAUCAAUUUAUAUAACCCUUUUUCCAGAUUCAAAAUACUCCAAAGAAAAAGAAAAAGAAAAAGAAAAUUAGAUUUCUGUUAUUUUUUAAAUUGGUAAAAGAAUUUAUGCUGUCUUGGAGUACCUAUCUUCUUAUUUGUUAUUAAAAAAUAUCUAAAAUAUCUGUUUUUUUUAUUAAAAAAAAAUACAACGGAAGUAGGAUGAGUUUCUUAAUAUUGUUUUAUGAUAUGUUAUUAUUUAUAUCUAUUUUAAUAAUUUACUUUUGAUAUUAAAGAAUCUGAAACGAAUUAUGAAUUGAUAUUUUUGGUUAAAUUUUCCAUAUUUGUAUGAGUAAAGCAUUUUAUUGGGUUUGAGAGUUUAGCCAAUAAAAACCCUAACAAGCAAAAAGAUGACGCAGUAAUUUAAAGAAGAAAAAGAAAAGCAGUAAGUAAUGGAUCCAUCAUCUAACAGCUUUUAUCUCAUAAGUCUCCUCUUUCACUACGUUUGCGCUCUAAUCUGAUCAACAGACUCAACUUCCCAAAAGCAAAAACCACUCCUUUUAAAUUUUCUUUUUCUUUUUAGGUUUCCGAUCAUCAUCUUCUUCUUUUAUCAAGAAAAUGCAGCAUCACUGUUAUAAUAAUAAUGGCGUACCAGAUAUCCACAAUCACCAACAGCACGACCACCACCACCACCAUCAUCAUCGUCACCAAGAAUUGAUAGAAAAUGAUGAAUGUUUCUCCAUUUCUAAUCCGCUUCAAAAUCUAACCCAUCCCGAUUAUCAAUUGAGCUCACAACAAAAUAAGCAGCAGCAACAACAACAGUUAUUAUUGCAACAUCAACAUCAGGUGCAGCAUCAGCAUUCUAUUCCCAUAACUCAUCAACUGCUUCAGCCCCAUUUUAGACCGGCAUUUCAACAGCAGCAGCAGGAAGUAGAGGGAUUACUUCAUUCACAAAUAGUGGCCACACGGCAACACCAACCAUUUUUUCUGAAAUUCAAAUUGGGUCUCGAGCAAACUAGUAGCAGCAAUAAAGAGUGUGCUUUAAAUCAUCAUAACUCUACACCACAUGUCCCAGUAAUAAUGCAGCCGCCUCAUCAUUCUUGGAAAGAUUCUACCUCCUCUAUCAGAGAACCCUUUUGGAAACAGCUUAAUACAAGUAACAUUAAACAACAGUUUGAAAAUGGAGAGCAAGAAGCAGUUCAAGGAAACAACAAAAAUAAUAAGGAUCUAGAAAACAAAUAUAGUCACUUUGGUGGUGAGCUUGAAGCAAUCUACAAUCUUGCAAAAGUUGCUGAAACUAAUCAAACAGGUUCUGGGUCUGCUCUCACCAGCGAAAACUCACCGAAAACUGCUAAUAUCUCCAUGCCAUUUAGUGCAGUGCCAGGCCAAAAUGCUGGUGUUAUUGGUGCAGAUAAUGCUGGGACUGGGGUUGAUCAUGGUUCAGAGAACUCUAUUGGAGAGGAAGCUUCACUUAGGAAGAGUCAAAAGAGGAUGAGAAAGAGGAAAAUGAAGGAGAACUUGAGCUCAAUGGCCCGUUUUUUUGAGAAUUUGGUGAAACAAGUGAUUGAUCAUCAAGAAAUGUUGCACAGAAAGUUCUUGGAAGUGAUAGAUAAAAUGGAUAAAGAGAGAACAGAAAGAGAAGAAGCAUGGAGGAAACAAGAAGCCGCUAAGUAUAAUAGAGAAGCCAUUUCUAGAGCACAUGAACAGGCCUUAGCUUCAAGCAGAGAAGCCCAAAUCGUUUCUUGCAUAGAAAAAAUUACAGGCCACAGUAUUGAUCUUCCCGCUAGAAAGACUCCAUUGUUGUGUCAACAAGAAAUCUCAAAAGAACUCACUAAAGAAUUGACACCUACAGAUACAAAUAUAAAUAACAGAUGGCCUAAAGCUGAAGUUGAGGCCUUGAUCCAAGUAAGGACCAACAUAGAAACAAAGUUUCAAGAGCCUGGCUUGAAGGGACCUCUUUGGGAAGAGGUAAGUUCUAUAAUGAGUUCAAUGGGCUAUCAACGAUGUGCAAAGAGGUGCAAAGAGAAAUGGGAGAAUAUUAACAAGUACUUUAGAAAAGCCAAAGAAAGUACUAAAAAGAGGUCUCAACAGUCCAAGACAUGCUCUUAUUUUAAUCAGUUGAAUCAGAUUUACUCGAGAACAUUAACUGAUUCUCCUUCUGUUAAAACUUGUUCAAUGCCUCCUCUUAGCAGCAAUGAUGGUGUCGAAAAGCAUCAAGGUUAUUCAGACCUUUUAGAAGCCUUCAUUUCAGGGAGAGACAUUACUACCUCAACAAGUCCCUCCAGUAAGAAAAUGAGAAUUGAUGAAAUGGGUACUUCAAUAUUGGAAAUGGAUGCCGCUGCUAAUGAAAAAGGAGAGCAAGGAAGCCAUGAUCAGGAGAAAGACGACCAUGAAGAUGAUUAUGAGAUGGAUACUGAUGAGGAUCAAGGUAGCAGUAGUCAGGAUGAAUAGAAGUGGUACAUUAGAUUUUCAUUGAAAGUGAGUUUUUUUUUGUUUUUUUCUUUGGUGCAGAUUCUUAAAUGAGUUAAGAGGCAAACGCUAUUCAAUUUAAUUUCUGCUAUUCAUUUGAUUUUCGAGUUACUAGUUCUUUUUUUUCUUGGAAUAACUGAUUAUUCAGCUGACAAUAUUUGAUUAUCAUUCCUUGUAAAAUAGAGAGAAAGAUUAAAGUAGAUGAGCAAUAGAAAAUAUUGGUCAAAUUCUUGGUGUAAUUUCCUUUUUCUCUUAUUAAAUUCUUGAUCAAAUUAUAGUUACUUCAACACACACAGACUCCAAUUCUUGCUGUAUGUGAAUUACAGUCUUACAACGUUGGGGGGUUCAUAAUGGAUUAUACCGCAGAGAAAGAAAGUUCUCCAACACACUUUGUGCGUCAAAUUGAACUGAAACGGUAUGGUUAAUAGUGAGGAUGGCAAGAUGAAGGUCCAGUAAAAUGACUAUUUACUUUUGGAGUCUCUAAUUAGCAGGAUUUAAUCCUAAUAAGUUUUCAGUGAAAAAACAUUGAAGGCAUUAUCGAUUAGGUGGUUAAGCGUGCAAAGCUUCACUCGUU